Cephus cinctus (wheat stem sawfly) is the source of this 6079-nucleotide messenger RNA. RefSeq names its product pleckstrin homology-like domain family B member 1. The record is from RefSeq and is a predicted model, not a curated record. The transcript is spliced from 13 exons. NCBI's taxonomy places the organism in Eukaryota, Metazoa, Arthropoda, Insecta, Hymenoptera, Cephidae. Gene Ontology annotation, molecular function: protein binding. The coding region runs from base 408 to 4532 and encodes 1374 amino acids.
CUUCGGUACCGGUUCGGAAUCGUUCGGAAAUGCCAUCUGCCCCCUGUCAUAGGUUCUCCUGCUCCCUCGCUUUCCGGAGCCUCGGUGGGAUCCGGUGAGUACAUACACAAAAGCCCACUAUAGUACUAUAGAACCCGUUGCCACGAUAGCUUGGCCUUUCGCUGAUACUUCGGCGUGCACGACGAUAUCAUCGUGAUUCGAAAUAAAAAAGUUUCACCACGUUUUCUGUUAGUUGCAAGCGCGACUACGCGAUUAUGAGACAACGCGAUUUUUUGGAUUUCCUAAUUUUAAGAGUGUAUCGUGCCGCGAUCGUCGCGAGUGUUUGAAUAAAGUUCAAUAGCCCAGGACGCCGGCCCGAUCGUCUAAUCGGAUUUUUUGAUCCAACGCAUCAGUGAAAUCAUACCGGAAUGUCUACGGCGGGUCUAGAAGUUCGCGAGGCUGGACGAGCCUUGCGUGUUCAGACCGAAGCGCCACAUCUUGUUUCCAUGGGCAGCGGACGGUUGUCAACUGCAGUGACUCUACAUCCUUUGCCCGAAGGUAGAGUGACUUUAGGAUCCAGCAGAGACGCAGAUAUUCCAGUCUCGGGCACAGGCGUGGAACUCAUUCAUUGCACAAUCGAGAAUAACAACAGUGUGGUGACUCUUCAUCCCAUUAACGGAAAUACCUGCGUGGAUGGGAUUCCAGUAAAUUCGCCGAUUCGUCUUGCCCAAGGUUGUAUGGUUUCAAUUGGUCGAUCCAAUUACAUGAGGUUCAAUCAUCCAGCUGAAGCUAAACAACUGAAGUCUGUCAUGCCUAAUUCGAGGAUAUCGAUGGCACCGAUUAGCUUUUCUCUAGCUGACAACCUGGACAAUCAUCUGGAGAGGAAACCACCAGUCGCGCCAAGAAAAUCACCAAGAAAUUCCUCCUGCUCCGAUGACGAAGGCUUCCUUGGGAAAUUAACGAAGUUCGAGAUGCUCGCUAGACAAAAUCGAAAUUGCGUGUCUCCUAAGGUUUUUCCUGCUGGCAGUGGCACGGCUAAUGUACCAGCUGACCAGAUUCUUGGUCAUUCGAGAUCGUCGAGCUUGGCCUCACUCUCCAAGAGCAACAUCAUGCCUUAUCACAAUUUGGUGAAUCUGGAUAGAAGCCGUUCCAAUACGCCGAGCUUGCCAUACGAACAGAGUUACCAUUAUUCCAGUGAUAACAGACAGAAAAUCGAACACAUUAAGACACCGAGCCGAUCAAACACUCCGAAUGUCAUGCAGACGUCUACGCCUAAUUAUAAUCAAAUUCAAAUGUACUCCACUGCCAAUACUUAUCUUAAGACGUACAAUCCACACUAUCACGAGAACAAUAAUGAGAAUUUUAUGUCACAGAGUAUGAUAGUUCCGAAGCACUCUCAGAAUUUUGAUCUUAUGUCGCGCAGUAUGAUUUGCCAAAAGUCCAACGAGUACGACAAAUUUGGCCGUGAAUUUGAUAUGAGUCAAAGUUUAAUUGUCGCCAAGACCACAACUGAAUAUGUACAAGUUGAUAAGUUCGGAUCGAAUCCAAAUCUCUGUAAUCGUGGUUCCAAUACAAAUAUGAAUGAAUUGUCGAUUAAUGGUCUUGGACCAAAUUCAUCUCAGAGCUUUGGCUCUAAUCCUAACGUUAGGAGAAUCCAGCCGCCGAGUCCUGCAUUCAAUCGGAAUCCAAAGUACAACGAACAGAAACGUUCUUACGCACGUGUUAAGAGUCCGACUCCUAGUACCGGAAGUGGAUGCUCUAUCGAGGAACUUAGAGAGAGACAGGCUGACGCCGAGCAUAAAAGAAAGGAAGCUGAGAAUAAGAGGAAGCUUGCGCAAGAGGAAAGACUUAGGGAGCAGGAAGUUGAAAGACAAGAGAAAAUGAGACUCGAGGAAAUUUUGGCAAUGUGCGCCGAAUACGAGAAACAAAGUACUAUGGAGAAACCAAGACAGCCGAACAGAAUCAAGACCAAUGGAUCGCUUCCACGUGAAAAAAGACCAGGCUACAAUUCGCCGUUCGACAGUCCAAAGAGCCCGUCCAAAAAUCAACCACAAUUUUCAUUCGAAUCCACCAAGGAGAAUAAUAGUGGAGCUUAUGAGAACGUUAGUCUAGAAAAUUCCAGGAUGAUUCUUCAAAAUGGAGAUUCGCCGAAUAAUAACAGAAUCCACGGUAAUUUUCGACAGAACGAGAUUCACGAUGCGUCGCAUGUUCAAGAGAAUUUGCAGCCGACUACACCAAAUAACAAUCAGAAAAUUAAAUGGCCAAACAGUCAUGGCGACGGGGACCAUAGUUUUUCGAAUUCGAUUACUCAAGCUCAUCCGUCCAAUUAUGAGAAUGUAAGAUUCAACGGAGAGACCAAUUGUCAGCGAUUCCAAGUACGAAGCGAAACAAAAGAUCAGUCCUCUUAUGGGAAAAUACAGCUGAAUGGUACGAAAAUUCAAUCUCAAAGUUUUGGACACAGUUAUGAAAAUUUUGCGCCACUUAAUGGUAACAAAAGUCCGUAUGAAAAUAUUGUUUUAACAUCGUCUUCGCAAAAGAACAACCAAAACAGUGCGACUUUAAAGAAGAGCGGCCAGCUGUCCAAUUCUUGCGAAGUUAUUGAAAAUAAAUUAGCCAUAUCAAACGAUGAUCUUUUGGAAGCUAUCGAACAAUUAUCCAUGCUCUCGAAAUCGAAGGACGUUUGCGUCACGCCAAAGAGAAACAACUCCGAGAAGGAUAACGCCAAAUCUAACGAGGCAAAGGCUGAUAAAGCGCGAAAGGAACUCGAGGAGGAGGACAGAAGAAAGUACAUAGAGUUCCUUCAAAAUGAAAAAAUUCACAUUCUUGGAAACAUGGAUGUACUGAAAAGAAGUGUGGCAGAUAUCGAGAUACAAGAGGAGGAGAUAACAAGAGAGCUCGAGCUGGAAAAAGCUCUGCUGUCAGCGGAAUAUGAAUCCGAGUCUUUAAAGCUUACGCAGGAUGAGAGUGAAAAGAUUAGAGUUCAGAUGAGGAUAAACGAACUCGAGCGAGAAAUGGCCGAGGACAAUUCGACCCAGGCAAAUCUACAAGCGGAAGCUAAGCGUCGUGUCCAAAGAGCUCAGCAACUUUGUGGCAGGUUGGAAGAAGAGUUGGCCAACUGCAAGGAUGAAAGUGUUCACGAGGACUUGGCUGAAAAAUUGACAUCACAGCAGGACAUCCUGGAGGCUGAGAGAAAAUCAUUUGAGGACCUUGAAUUUCAUCAUCUGGAGGAAGAAGCGAGUAAACUAGCAACUCGUGAAGAACUACAGAGAUACCUCAGUGAACUCUCUGCCAAAAUAGAAACCAGAAAGGCUCAGCUAAAUCACUUGGAAUCUCAACGUUCCCAGGCGAAUAAUACUGCCACUAAAGAUACGAGAAUUCUGGAAAGACAGAAACUGGGUCACAUGAAAAGAUUGGAAGAGGGACGCAGCCGACUGCGCGCCAUUGAUGAUGAACUGGAAGAUUUGGCUCAAAGCUCACCCGAAAAUUCGGAAGAGAAGCGAUCGCCGAGUAGAGAAGAUUUUGACAGGAUCUCCCGAGUAACGAAUGACUCGCCAAUUGUGAAUAAUCAAGGCAGCUUAGGUAGGAAGACUAUCGAGUCCCUCAAGGAAAUUGAAAGAAAUCGACAGCUUCAUUUAGCAAAACAAGGGAGUCAGGUAAUCUCAGAGGAACGACGCAGAGUAGAGGAAUUGAAAAGAAGAGUGCAGGACGAAGUGCGCUCUCAGUGGGAAGAAAGAAAAAUGAAUUGUGCAUCCUUCAACAGUGUAGAGUCUGGCGAAGAGUCUUCCAGCUACUCAACAGGACCAACAGAGAGCGGUAGCGGAAGCAGCGAUGGUGCCGACGUUGUCACUGGCGAGAAGCUGUCUCCGGGAAAGCUCUCUGAAUUCGCGUCAUCGAGUCCUGGACCAUCGAACAACUCGUACACACUCCUGCAGAAUGAAAGCACCAGAGAUAAUCACAGAAGUUCCAUGGAAGGCGAAAGACUUAGCAACAACAGCGGUGGUAUCGUAGACGGAAGCGGAAGUCGUCCCCUUUCACAAACUUCCAGUGAGCUAGACACCCUCGGGCCACUACAGCCAAUAAAACAUCGAGAAAAGGCAAAACUACAGAGGCCACUCACGCGAUAUCUUCCAAUAAAAUCGGAGUCGUUGGACCUACGACAUCACAUUGAGACAGCUGGACAUCAGUUGCCCCUGAUUCAUGACGUCACAGUCGACACGACCAGCUGCUGUGGUUACUUGUCGAAGAUGAGCAAGAAGUUUCAUCACUGGAAUAAACGUUGGUUUGUCUUUGACAGAAAGAGAAAGACAUUAUCGUAUUACAGUGACAAUACCACGAGAAAGGCACGUGGCGUCAUAUACUUCCAGUCUAUCGAGGAAGUGUAUGUGGAUCAUAUGAACACUGUUCGAUCGCCGCAACCUUCGCUCACGUUCAUCAUUAAAACAUCAGCGAGACUCUAUCAUCUUAUGGCACCGAGCCCAGAAGCCAUGAGGGUCUGGGUGGACGUUGUGUUUACUGGUGCUGAGGGAUAUCAUGAAUUUGAUCAUGGCGUUUGAGAGGAACAAACGCUUGUUCAUAAUUUGGGCAAAACCACUACUGCGUAUUUUAAAGAGCAGCGGAUGGUUCUUGGGAAUGCUUCUAUUUGACGAUUCUCUGAGAACAUCUCGCACUUACGGAUAUUCACAUCCAUUUCGUUGAGUUAUUAAGUAUCCACGUAUCUUGUAAGCAUGUGUGGAUACACAAAUGUAUUUUUGGAAAUCACGUUUUAUUGCAUAUCAGCAGAUGUUUGUCACAAAAAUUGAUUAGCGAUACAAAGAAAAAUUUAUUGGAAAGACCAAGUACGAUACGUCUUUUUAUGUUUUGACAAUGUACAAUUCUGAUUUGUAACCUUUUUUCUUUUCUUUAAAAUCCACUGUAUCGUUACAGCGAUUAAACAUGUAGUGCAGAUUUAUUUCUCUUGUUUUUGACUUUGCGAGGAUUAUUCAUUUAUAUCGAUUAAAAAUUACCUAAGUAAAUUACGUAUCGUGGAUCAAGAGGUGACAAUUUGGCAUUGUUCAUAAUUUUGUAAACGCUUCAUCAAAAGACUCAAAUGACAUUGUACUGGUAAUGAUGUAAUUUUAGUCUACAAGCGAAAAGAUAUAAAAAGUUCUAUUAACAAUCGUUCACUUUAUCGUGUCGAUAAUGAUUUUUAUUAACUGAGACUAUAAUUAACCAAUGGUGCCAAUCAUGCUAUACAGAUGGAGGGCAUUAUAAUAGAAAUGUUAAAGAAGUAUUAUUCGUCGAAGCGCGGUUAAAUUGUAACUUUGUAAUAUUUAAUAAACUGGAGUUAAUUAAAGCCCGUUAGGGUUUAGAAUGUUCUAAUCUAGUCUUCCAGCGUAGAUAAAGAAGGAAAGAAAAGCGUGACAUGAGGUAUUCGUAAUAAUUGGUAAUUGGCUAAAAUGGAAAAUGAUCUGGAAUGAACCAGGACAUAGUAAUGGCAACAAUAAAACUUGUAAAUAAUUAAUUAUAUAUGCAUAAUGUCGUCAUUCUUACAUGUACUAUCAUUUAGCGUUUCAUAUAUCGUAUCUGUCAAAUAAGAAACGAAGUAAUUUUCUCCGUUACUUUUUUUUAGAGAAGUUCGACUUUGAUGCAUACAUACUACGUAAAAUAACUGAAACAAUGUUCGGAAUCGUGUAGUUCCCAAGGAUGUAGAUCCAACAGAUUUAUGCUAGUGACUAUAAAUAAAAUUUCGUGUCAUUCAAUGAAAAGUACUUCGUUCGGUUCCCGUCGUGAAAUAUACGCAUAAUACAAUUAUAUACUUGCACGAAUUGAAGUAGACCGUAUAUCAUAUUAUAUGAAUGUAUUUUUCGACGUAUUUACAAAGGAUCAUACAACUAUUCGGAAGUUGACGAGCAUGUAUUACUUAUUAUCCUUACCAUAUACCUUGUACGAUUAUACAAAAACGCCUGUAGGUAGGCAAUACGGGAUACGUUAAAUGAAUAGGUACAAUAAUCCAGUAUACUUUAUAUUGUAUCUGUCUGUUUCCUUGCAGGCAGCUGUAUUCAAUAGUAUAAGGAUAAUGUGUAUCACAAAUAAGUAUUACCAAUAAAAUGAUUGUUACGAA